AUGUACUGCGCCGACCCCAAGGACAGCAUUUGCAUUAGCUUAUUUGACAGCCGAAAUAAAUCAAGUGGUGCGUUUUUGGCAUCUGUUGCUGGAAUAUCAGCUUUUGUUGGGUUUAGUGCCACUUUAUCAGCAGCUAAGAAAACUGAUCCAAAAUAUUUUAGUAAGGGACUACAUGGCAGUGUUGAAUUAGCAGACGCAGGUGCUAUACUUGCUUUAAGAGCACUUGGUUGGGGUACUCUUUAUGCCAUUGGUGGAACCACAUGCAUAUGUUAUGGUAUAUGGAAAUUUUCUGGUGCUAAAGAUCUUAAGGAUUUUAGAAUAAAAAUGGGAAAUUUACUGCCAAUUCUGCCCAGGAACAAUCCUCCACAGUCAAGAACAGAAUUCACUGGAUUAAAUGAUUUAUUAACUUAUUUAUCAGAAGAUUAUGGUAAAAAAAAAGAUGAUAGUAGGAAU
This is a messenger RNA of Brenthis ino (lesser marbled fritillary), 453 nucleotides long. The record is from the annotation of a GenBank genome assembly. NCBI's taxonomy places the organism in Eukaryota, Metazoa, Arthropoda, Insecta, Lepidoptera, Nymphalidae.